AUGAGUUCUUUAAACCACGACCUACCCACACAAGACAACGGGGCUUUGAACGGUCUGUCACAGGCAAGCCUUCACUCCAAUGGGACUUCCCAGACCGAUGAAGUGUCUCCAACGCCGGAAAGCCAUUCAGAUCUUGAAGGGAAUGAAUCGUCAAGCGAUUCCCCCAUCGCAAUAUGUGGGAUGGCCCUUCGCCUCCCUGGCGGAUUGGCAAGCCCACAGGAGUUCUGGGACUUUCUCGUGGCCAAAGGUGACGCACGAGGCCGCGUUCCAAAGUCCCGUUACAACAUCUCCGCGUACCACUCUACCUCUGGACGUCCAGGAACCAUUGCAACUGAAUAUGGGUAUUUCCUUGAUGAGAGUGUCAAGCUCGGUAGCCUAGACGCUUCUCGUUUCUCACUGAUCGUGCCGAACUUGAGUUUGCGGACCCCCAGCAGCGUCUGA
Messenger RNA from Penicillium egyptiacum, 441 nucleotides. Lineage: Eukaryota; Fungi; Ascomycota; Eurotiomycetes; Eurotiales; Aspergillaceae. The record is from the annotation of a GenBank genome assembly.